AUGUCCUUCAGAAGUUCCAGGUCAAAAUGCCCGGGACCUUCCCAGAAAAGGAGUCCUGGAUCCUCAAAAUCCAGGAGCCCGAGGCCAAGAAUAGCAAGCCCUGGAUCUCGGACAUCUUCCAGAGAACGAGGUGCUAAUACUGUGAGGUCCAGGACUCCUGAAAGAGCCCGAAAGAUCAUCAAAACAGGAGCCGUAGUGAUAGAUACAGGGACUGGGACCUGUAAAGCUGGGUUUGCAGGGCAACAGACCCCCCAGGCAGUUAUCGAGACGGUGGUUGGGUACCCCACAGAGAAAUCCAUGAGAACAAGAAGAGACCGACCAGAUACCUUUGUCGGGGAGUGCGCCCGGUUGGAGACCGACGUAGACAUCAUUUUGCCUCUCAAAAAUGGUGUCAUCGUUGACUGGGAAGCUCUGGAGGAUUUGUGGAGGCAUCUCUUCUACCACGAUCUCAAGGCCGCCCCAGAAGAACAUGCCCUGCUCCUGUCUGACCCUCCUCUCUGCCCAACGACCAACCGGGAGAAACUGGUGGAGGUAGUCUUUGAGUCCCUCAACUCUCCGGGGAUGUACGUGGCUUAUCAAUCCGUCCUCUCUGUCUACGCCCAUGGCAAAAUAAGCGGGCUGGUGGUCGACACUGGCUACUCUACGACGCACACCGUCCCAGUCCACCAAGGAUACAAUUUGCCCCACGCCGCAGAGAGGAUGGACAUUGCUGGGGCCAACAUGACGUCCUUCUUGAUGGACCUCCUGAGGGACAUGGGCCACGACUUUGACGAGCGAAUGCUUGCCAUUGUGGAUGACAUCAAGAAGAAGUGCUGCUAUGUGGCCCUUGAUUUCAAGGCGGAGUGGAACCGUCCCGAGGAAAAAUACAUGGUGGACUACCGGUUGCCGGAUGGCAGGAAAUGAACCUCAUGCCU
Pogona vitticeps (central bearded dragon) is the source of this 914-nucleotide messenger RNA. Its product is annotated as actin-like protein 9. Lineage: Eukaryota; Metazoa; Chordata; Lepidosauria; Squamata; Agamidae. The record is from RefSeq and is a predicted model, not a curated record.